Diaporthe amygdali is the source of this 1578-nucleotide messenger RNA. RefSeq lists its product as uncharacterized. Lineage: Eukaryota; Fungi; Ascomycota; Sordariomycetes; Diaporthales; Diaporthaceae. Gene Ontology annotation, molecular function: glycosyltransferase activity. The record is from RefSeq and is a predicted model, not a curated record. Bases 1 to 1578 code for a protein of 525 amino acids. The transcript is spliced from 5 exons.
AUGGCGGAAAGAAUUACAAGCCAUGACCGAAAGAAUGUCUGGAGUAUAUUCGUCUUCGUUGCGAGAGUACAAUGGCCUGGGCCGUCGUCUUUCGGGCUCCCCGAGCCCAGCGAGCCGAUCAUGGCCGCCCCUUGUGAGGCCCCUGGAUGGUACCUGAUUCAGCUGUUCAGCUCCGAAAUCCAGAACGCACAGUGCUCAGGGAACCAAAUAAACGGAUCGUGCAGGUUCGUGCUGCUACUCUUCCUCAGCUUGCGUUCUCUUCCGGGAAGGAAUCAGGCACCAGUGCAGGGCUUAGAGGAACAGCAAGCAUCUCCUGGUGAGGAGGACCCAGAGAGAAAUGGCUACCAGAGCGCCGUGGCGGCCCUUCCGCUCCCACCCGAGUACAAUGUCACUAGUUCAUCACGAGAAUCAGAGACACAGUCCCAAUUUUGUAAGGACAGAUUCGGAACGAAAUUCCUCGAAGACUUCCGAGACCGCCGAGCAGACUAUUGUUCCGAGGGCUCGUCGAGCCUCACAUGUUUCCACACCGUCAAUUCCGGCUCCUUUGCCAGUGGAUCACUAGACUCUUUCUGCGUGGCUCGAGACGGCACUUUCUUCGACAUCCACGGGCACAAGUUCGCACUCGGCUGCCAGAUCCGAGGACUGUCGGACCAAGAAAAGGUAUUGGGCGCGGCUUCGUUCCAGGAGCUACAAUCGUACCAGUACUUAACCGGCCCGAAAUACCUUCUGAGCGAAUGGGAAGCUAUGUUUAGCCCCGACGACUUUCCGAGAACAGACAUAAUCAUUUUAGAUGAAUACCCUGACGGCCCAUACUUCGAACUCUUCAGCAUGGUUUCGGGCAGGAAACCCUUACGCCUGACUGAGUGGGUUGAAAGUAGGAGGAGUAGAGACAAUGGAGACAUUGGAGCCAUGAUCCCCAUCGACAAGAUAAUCAUCCCCCUUGCAGGCGCCGCCAACCCCCUCUGGAGUGACUGGGUCUCUAUCGAAUGCAGGGACAAUUCGAUUUUGCGGGUCUUUGUCCAGAGGGUCUUCGACUUCUACGGCAUCCCUCGCAUACGACACCGGGAUACACCGAGCCCACAUACUUCCAGCUUCUUCUUGUUGCCAUCGCCGCCCAGACUCAACGUCAGCAUUGUCGUCCGCAAGAACUCGCGCAAGUUGAUUGGGAUUGAUGAGCUCCUUUUUGAGGCGGCCAAGGUCAAGUUCUCACACGUGGCUGAUAUCCGUCUUGUAGACUUUGAAGGCAAGCCGUUCCAGGAGCAGAUCCAAAUUGCACGCGACACCGAUGUUCUGGUGGGGAUGCACGGGGCAGGCUUUACACAUGUGCUGGAGUUUUACUACAAACCCGAGGACUGGUCAUUUGCCUGCUCCGACCCCAAGGUGACGGGUGGGGAGAAGUCGUAUAUGAUGUGCAAGAAUCGUGCAGCAAGCGACGACUGGUAUCAGACCUGCAAUAAGAAAGAGGCCUCCGAUAUAUGGUGGAUGACAAGGUACAUAAUGGAGAAGGACAGAUUUUUGAACUUGAUAGGGGAUGCGAUCGAAGCCGUGCAAAAACGGGAAAUGGACCGAAAAGGAUAA